Messenger RNA from Phycomyces blakesleeanus NRRL 1555(-), 168 nucleotides. Its product is annotated as Homeodomain-like DNA binding domain-containing transcription factor. The transcript has a single exon. Gene Ontology annotation, biological process: regulation of transcription by RNA polymerase II; cell differentiation. Gene Ontology annotation, molecular function: RNA polymerase II cis-regulatory region sequence-specific DNA binding. NCBI's taxonomy places the organism in Eukaryota, Fungi, Mucoromycota, Mucoromycetes, Mucorales, Phycomycetaceae. The record is from RefSeq and is a predicted model, not a curated record. The annotation marks the transcript as partial.
AAAGUCAAACGCAAAAGAGCCUCGCCUUCUCAACUUUCUGUUCUAAAUCGUGUGUUUAACCAGACCUACUUUCCGUCCACAGAACUUCGUAUCGAGCUAGGAAAACAGCUCGGCAUGAGCCCAAGAACUGUUCAAAUUUGGUUUCAAAACAAGCGACAGUCGGCUCGU